Molecule: messenger RNA, 1582 nt
Organism: Symbiodinium necroappetens
Lineage: Eukaryota; Dinophyceae; Suessiales; Symbiodiniaceae
Source: the annotation of a GenBank genome assembly
AUGGCCCUGGCUCUAUGGACUGGAGGAAACAGCCAGCAUGGGUAUAACGAAGUUCAGAAGAUCAAUAAGCGUGUUACCUGGCUGAACAGCAACGUCUUCCCUGAUCGGCAGAUCGACCAGGAGGCCAUAGGCGCCUUGUGCCACCUGGGGGCCGCGCGGUCAAUGGAGAUGCUCAAGGAGAUGGAAGAAAAGGCCGAGCAGAUCAAGACUCCCAGCAACUACAUCAAGGCCGCAGCCGGGCGAGAAGCAGCACCUGCAGCUGCGGGCCACUCAAAUGAUCCAGCAAAGAUUCACCGAAGAGCAACUUGGCUGAGUACCAACGUCUUCCAGGAUCGGCCAAUAGAUCAAGAGGCUGUUAUCGCCAUGAAGAGCCUUGACACCCGACGGGCCCUGGAGUUGUUCAAGGAGAUUGAGGAGAAAAAAGAUCAGAUAAAGAACCCUAGCAGAUGGCUCAUCUCUGCUGUUUCGCGGGAAACUUCCGGUGUUUACCCGGAACAGCCCAGGGCCAGGGCUCUGACAAUGCCGGCUGUCUAUGCACCACCAGCGCGGGCAAUGCACGGACCUGCCGGAGCAGCCAUGUCAAGUGCCGACACAAAGAUCCACCGCAGAGCCUCCUGGUUGAACGCGAACGUCUUUCCGGACCGUCCUAUCGAUGAAGAGGCCAUCGUCGCCAUGAAGGGUCUCGGUGGAGCCCGGGCCAUGGAGCUGUUUAAGGAAGUCGAGGAGAAGUUCGAGCAAAUCCGGAACCCAAGUUCCUAUCUGAAGACAGCGGCGGCUCGAGAGAACCCUUCUGUCCAGGGCCGCGGCAUGCCUCAAACGGCCCUCGCCCUGGCUCCGUUCCCGUCGCGCAGACCGGACGCGGACCCGGCCACGAAGAUUCAUCGCAGGGCGAGCUGGUUGAACGCCAAUGUCUUCCCUGACCGCCAGAUCGAUCCGGAGGCGAUCGAAGCCAUGAAGACCUUGGACUCUGGGCGCGCCAUGGAGCUUUUCAAGGAGGUUGAAGAGAAAAGUGGGCAGGUAAAGAAUCCGAGCGGCUAUCUGAAGAGCGCAGUUGCGCGGGAAGGGUCAGGAAUGCCACAGAAUCUGCCAGCAUCUCCAAGGGUGGGCACAGUUACCAGGCUGAGUGGCCCUGCUUCUGCAGAGGAACAGACGAAGAUACACAGGAGAGUAACUUGGAUGAAUGCCAACGUUUUUGCCGAUCGGAAGAUUGACGAUGAGGCCAUUGGGGCCAUGUAUGGUUUGGGCCUAGCGCGGGCCAUGGAGCUCCUCCAGGAGAUCCAGGAGAAAUCCGACAGCAUGCGGAAUCCGGCUAAUUGGCUGAAGGCCGCUGCUUCUCGCGAGGGUUUGGCUCCACCUGCGCAAAGCAUGGCGCCGUCUCCUAUGAGCUUUCAUCAGCCUGGUAACGGCAAGGGUGGUCGUCAAACACCGGACUACUCGGACUACGACAAGCUGCACAGGCGGAUAAAAUGGUUAAACAACAACGUCUUCGCCUACAAUCCUCUCGAUGCAGAAACAACUGAGGCGCUGGCAUCUCUAUCGCUGCAGAGAGCGCUGGAGAUGUUAAAGGAGCUCGAGGGCAAAG